Messenger RNA from Plutella xylostella (diamondback moth), 1057 nucleotides. RefSeq lists its product as uncharacterized. Lineage: Eukaryota; Metazoa; Arthropoda; Insecta; Lepidoptera; Plutellidae. The record is from RefSeq and is a predicted model, not a curated record.
CUUAACCCUUUAACUGAUGAUGGCAAUAUACGUGCCACCAUCUUAUAGGCCUGAGAAUUCUAAAAGUUUAUUCGAUCUUGCUACUGGAAACGUCACUAAUACAUAGCUGAAUGCACAUCAGUAUUUUUUUUCUUCAAUCAAAUCAAUUAGUAGUGCCAACAUUAAAAAAAAAAAUGUCACUUGAAAAAAAAUUGCCUCAUUUCAAAAGUACAAAGUUUAUUUAAAAAUAUCUCAUCAAUCCUGCAGAUAAAAAUGUACCUACAUGGUGGCAAUAUAAUGUACACCGCCAGUCCAAACCCCGGCAAAGCUCCGCUCCCUCCCUGCUUCCUCCAGACAACGAUCCACAAUGAAGCGGAACAAAGUCCCACCAGAUGAUGCCACCGCCCAUGAGCCGGAAGACAUGCCCGGCACUCCAGAUGGCACGACUUCCGAAGAUGACCCGGAAGAACCGGACCCAGAACAAGCUUCCACCCAAAACGAUUCGGUGAGGGCACCCACAGGCGACGACGCUCCACCCAGCUCGACGGCACCACCGUCCCCACCCCCACCAGCCUGCCAAUCUCCCCCACCCACCAGACCCCCAAGCACCUCAAGACCAACACCAGAGACUCCACACCGAAGUCCCCCAGCCACAAGACCCCAAAGUGCCUCAACAUUUGCACCAACAUCAAAGCCGCCCAGCUGCAAGAGCACCAAGCAACGCAGAACCAACCGCAUCCCCCAUCACACCAGACAGGCCAGACGAAAAUGAACCCCCGGACCCCCCGUCCCCAGACCCAGACUCGGACGAAGAUGAGACCGACUGGAAAAAACAAGAAUGGACCCAGAAACCAGAUCAGCCACCCUGACACUCCGAAAGUUCAAUCCCUAAAACAGCCUCCAAACAGAACGAAACCUCCGACCCACCCCUCUCCACUCUUCAGCGAUGACGCACCAAACACCACUGUGGACCAAACCAAUUUAUACCAAGCCAUGAUUUCUUCUUUAGUGGUUGGUGUAUAAUUUCUCGAUCCUACUUGUACAGCGUAUAAAUUAGUUUGGUCCACAACAAUGUCCA